Messenger RNA from Paramisgurnus dabryanus, 504 nucleotides. NCBI's taxonomy places the organism in Eukaryota, Metazoa, Chordata, Actinopteri, Cypriniformes, Cobitidae. The record is from RefSeq and is a predicted model, not a curated record.
AUGUUUUCCACAAGAGAGAAUCGAUGUCAUCGCUUCCAGGCCAACAUCUUCAACAAAAGUAAAUGUCAAAACUGUUUCAAAACCGUGGAUUCGCACAAACUCAGCGAGGCAGACCUAUAUCAAAGCAAGCCUCUACAGGUGGGAUGGCUUCUGUUGGCACCUGAAGGUAUUGACUUAAGCAGUCCUUGCCACAGGAAACGGAAAUGGCAGAGGAGAUAUUUUGUGCUGUACGAACACGGCCUCCUGCGCUACUCUCUGGAUGAGAUGCCAGGUACGCUGCCCCAAGGAAGUGUGAAUAUGACCCGGUGUUGUGAAGUUCUUGAUGCUUCAUCUCAAACAGGUUUCCAGAACUGUUUGAAGCUAUGCUUUUCUGAAAGAGACUUCUACAUUAAAACAGAAAACACAGACUCCAUCCACAGGUGGCAGGAAAAUUUGACCGCUUUCCCCAAAGCUGCCAAAGGAAAUCAGAGGAAGAGAAAAGAUCUUGAUUAUCCGCAGAAAUAA